Messenger RNA from Iphiclides podalirius (scarce swallowtail), 2685 nucleotides. The record is from the annotation of a GenBank genome assembly. Lineage: Eukaryota; Metazoa; Arthropoda; Insecta; Lepidoptera; Papilionidae.
AUGGGCAACAUUAAUAAAGAAACAUCCAACUAUCAAAUAAUGGGUAGAGAAACUAAAAAUGAUAUUGAAACGACCGAAAAAUCUGCUAACGGUGACAAUGUUGAUGAUGAAAUUAAAAAGAAAAAGAAAACUAAAAAACAUAAGAAAAGAAAAAGGACAACUGGAACUGAAGAUGAAGUUGACUUAAAAAAAAAGAAAAAGAGUAAAAAAGAAAGACGUAAAAGUCCUAAGCAGGAAAGUGAAACAUCUCUUUCUGAUGUAGAGGAUCUAAUAACUAAAUCGCGAAAUUGGGCUCCUGUUGAUAAGAAAUCAUCUCAUACAACACCAAUUACUAGUAAAGAUAGUCCAUAUAGAGAUAAAACUUCGAAAACUAAAAAUGGUGAUUCCAUAGGGAAAUCGUAUAGUGAUGCUAACAGUAAAAAAAAAAUUAAGUUGGACAAAGCUGAUUCUUUAGAAAUAAUAUCAUCAAAUUCAGAAACAGAAAAUUAUCAAGAAGAUUGUGCAAGUCCAGAACUAGCUAUGAUAGAAGAUGAUCUUAAUCUCGAAGAGUUAAUGAAGCAAAAGGAACUAUUACAAGCUCGUCUAGUGGCUUAUUUUUCUGACAAAAGUGAUGAUGAAAGAGGAACCUCUAAAGAAGAUGUUGGUAAUGAAGUUGUUUUCCAACGUAAUGUAGGGAACAAAUCAAAUACUCCGAAAAAAACACGAAAGGAACGGGAAUACGAUGAGAAACGAAGUAGUAAACAAAAAUCAAGUAACGAUCGUUUAUCUGAACGAGACAAAUAUCGUUCAAGGCGUCAAGAAGACUUGAGGGAGAUAAUUAAGAGAGAAAGUAGAAGAGUCAUCGAAAAGAAAAUACAAGAAAAAGAAUAUCGAGAUCGAAAAGAACGUCGUAAACUAGAAGAUAGGGAAAGAGAACGAGAGAGAGAGCGGGAAAGGAAACGAGAGCGUGAGAGGGAGAGAGAACGUGAUCGUGAAAGGGAGCGAAGAUCUUUGGAACGUAAAAGAAAAGAUAGAGAGAGAGAUAGAAGUCACCGUCGAUCCAGAGAGAGAUCACCGUUCUCUCGUCGGGAGCAAAGGUAUUCCGAAAGAGAUCGUCGGUCUCGAGAUCGUAGUCGUGACCGUUACAGGGCACGUUCAAAGAACAAUACUUCCAAAGUAGACUACAGGGACAGGUAUAAGACAUCCACAGGUGAAAAGUCGCAAUUUGUUGCUAGUUCAAGUGAUGAGGAACUAAACAUAUCUAUAAACACUGAUGAAGAGGAAGAAUCUGAAGAACAAAUAAUAGAACGGAGAAGAAAACAACGUGAACAGCUUAUGAAGAGAUUGGGUAUGGGUGGUAAGGUGAAGUCUGACACUGGCAAGCUUACACCACCUACAGUAGAAAUUAAGCAAAGCCCGGAGAAAGUUGAAUCCAUAGUGAACCCUCCCAUAGAAGUUAGUGCUACGCCCGUAUUUGCUAAACCCAAGAUUACCGUCGACACUGAAACAGAAGGGAGUGAGCUAGGAAAUAAUUCUGAUACUGAAACUGCAAAAUUGGAAAACCCUACCAAAGGUGAAUGGGACAUGUUUGCAGAUCAGGAUAAUUUUGAUAAUGUCGAUACUCCAACAGCUGGAAAAUUCAAGAACAAAAACACAUUAGAAAACCCUUCACUAACCGACAACUGGGACGACGCAGAGGGUUACUAUAGAGUCCGUAUUGGUGAGACACUUGACAAUAGGUACUCAGUGUAUGGAUAUACUGGUCAAGGGGUGUUCUCUAAUGUUGUUCGUGCAAGAGAUUUAGCCAGAGGCAGCACCGAUGUGGCUGUUAAAAUUAUCAGGAACAAUGAAAUUAUGCACAAGACAGGUCUAAGAGAGCUUGAAAUUUUAAAGAAAUUAAAUGAUUCUGACCCUGAUGAUAAGUACCAUUGUCUCCGUUUAUUUCGCCAUUUCUUUCAUAAACGGCAUUUGUGUAUGGUAUUGGAGCCGCUAUCUAUGAAUUUGAGAGAAGUAUUGAAGAAGUAUGGAAAGAACAGUGGUAUUCAUAUUAAAGCAGUGCGAAGCUAUACACAGCAAAUAUUAUUAGCAUUAAAAUUGCUUAAAAAAACUGGAAUCUUGCAUGCUGACAUCAAACCUGAUAAUAUACUUGUCAAUGAGAGCAAAUUAGUUUUAAAAUUAUGUGACUUUGGAGCAGCAUCACACAUUGCUGAUAAUGAAAUUACACCAUAUCUUGUUUCAAGAUUUUACCGAGCCCCUGAGAUUAUUUUAGGGGUGCCAUAUGACUUUGGUAUUGAUAUGUGGUCUACAGCUUGCACAAUAUAUGAGCUGUCCACAGGAAAAAUAAUGUUUAGUGGAAAAUCUAACAAUGAAAUGCUGAAAUAUUUUAUGGACUUUAAGGGAAAGAUUCCAAAUAAGAUAAUAAAGAAAGGUCAUUUUAAAGAGCAGCAUUUUGAUGCAAAUUGUAACUUUUUAUAUCAUGAACUUGACAGAAUUACUGAGAGGGAAAAAGUUGUCAUAAUGUCAAGUAUUAAACCAUCACGAGACUUACAAAUGGAAUUGGCGCCACCACAUCACCGCCUUCCCCCAACAGAAGCUAAGAAGAUUUUGCAAUUAAAAGAUCUUCUCGAAAGAAUGCUUAUGAUAGACCCAACUAAGCGAGCUUCUGUAAACCACUGCCUCACGCAUCCUUUCAUUCAGGAGAAGAUU